AUGGCCAUGGACAGCCUCCUGAUGAAGCAGAAGAAAUUCCUCUACAACUUCAAGAACCUACGCUGGGCCCGGGGCCGCCAUGAGACCUACCUCUGCUAUGUGGUGAAACGUCGGGACAGCGCCACCUCCUGCUCCUUGGACUUCGGAUACCUACGUAACAAAUCGGGUUGCCAUGUGGAGAUGCUUUUCCUGCGUUACAUCUCCGCCUGGGACCUGGACCCUGGACGCUGCUACCGAGUCACCUGGUUCACCUCGUGGAGCCCCUGCUAUGACUGCGCCAGACAUGUGGCUGACUUCCUGCGUGCCUAUCCCAACCUGACACUGCGCAUCUUCGCUGCCCGGCUAUACUUCUGUGAGGACCGCAAUGCUGAGCCCGAGGGGCUGAGACGCCUGCACCGGGCUGGGGUCCAGAUCGCCAUCAUGACUUUCAAAGAUUACUUCUACUGCUGGAACACCUUCGUGGAGAACCGGGAGAGGACCUUUAAAGCCUGGGAGGGGCUGCAUGAAAACUCUGUCCGUCUGUCCAGGAGACUCCGGCGGAUCCUCUUGCCACUGGAUGAGGUGGAAGACUUACGAGAUGCCUUCAAAAUCCUGGGACUUUGAGGUGGGCAGGAGUGAAGGUCACAGAGAAUCAGAAGACUCUGGAAACACAUUGGUCCUACAAUAUCUCUCUUUCUCUCCCACUCACACUUUCUCCCCUUCCUUCUUUCCCUCCCUCCCUCCAGCCUUAAAUCCUCACGUCCUGAGAAAAGACCUUUCUUACUUCCCUUCCAAGGAAAAUUAGGAUGACCCACUAAAGACAAAAUUCCCCUGCACUCCCACUCCCACUCCAUCCAGCACUACUGCCUUGCUUGGGGAAGUCAGGACUGGAGUGAAAGCCCCUCACUGCCCUGCAUUGACGCCUGUAGUGUGUGUUUUCACUACAGAGUUAAUUCGAGUGAUCAAUACCCAGGUCUGAGCAUCCAGGUUGGCCUAGCCCAGGUGUGAGUGGCCACACUACAAAGCCCCAUCUGUGCUACUGUACGCUCACUGGUGCUGCACUCACCCAUGUGUGCCUCUAGGACUCCUGGGGCACAUCCCAGGGUUCUUUGUGCUCCAGUGAGCUGAACUGCCUCCUGAUUCUCUGCCAGUGAAUCGUGGGACAAUUGGUCUGUCCUUCUGGGCACAUGGGGGGAAUUGUGGGAAGGCAUUGGAGGAUGAAUAGUGAUUUAAUCUGUGCCCUCACUGCAGAGUGGGAGUGUUAUCAAUCAAGCGCAAGCCUCUCUCAGCCUUUAGCCUAUAGCCCCAGCUGUGCCAGCCAGGUCAGGUGUAAAGCAGCACCAACCUUGAGAGGGUUUGGCCAGGAGUUGGGUUAGGGGCAAUACAUGAAUAAAAGCCUGAGUUAACUCUGCUGUGAAGACAGACCUCUAACAUUUCCUGCUGAGAGAGGACAGGACUGGAUUAAUUGUGAGUCACCCAUCCUGUCUCCUUAUGCUGCCUCCUGCUGGGAGAGGCAUCAACUGGAGUUCAUGUGAGACUGCCAUGAAGCCAGCUGUCCUGCAUUGAUCCCCAUUGGGCCCCCUGCUAUGAAAAGGUGGGGGCUGCAGUAGCUGAGAGACUCCCAUUGCCAGCCCUUUUGUCCAGCUCUCUGCACUGCCUCCCACUUGGAGAGGUUGAGACUGGGAGACAGAACCCUAGAAAUUUGAGGUGGAGCCGCUCUGGCCGAAAGUUUCAAGGGUGUCCAUCUCUACAUACUUUGGACCCAAUUUGCAGAAGUGCUGAGCACCCAUAGCUCUCAUUGACUUCAUUGGUCCUUGACUUCUCAAACUGGGCAGUGAAAACCAGACGUCUAGAUUUAGUGGAGACUUUUGAAAAUGCUGGCCUAAAUCCAUUUCAUCUUCUUCACACAGCUCCCUCAGUCAGGGCAGGAUUGUCCCCUGUGGUCUAACCUCCGGGCCUUAAUCAAAUAUAACACUCCUAAGCAAUAGAGCUUCCAUUAUUUCCUUUUUGGGAGGGACUAUUCCAUAGCCAAUUAGCAGCUGUACGUUCCCCACAAGCAGUGUCCCUGCACGAUGCCAUACAACACCUCCUUCUGGGAAGGGCUGACACUGCACUAUCUGAGAUCUCCUUAAGCAGUUAGAGGUCCUGCACCAUUCCCAGUAGUGCUUCCUUUUGGGAGAAGCUCGAACUAGAGUGGUUGAGAGCUGCCCUACCGUUACAUUGCCCACCCCAUUCCCUACAGUGCCUCCUAAUGGGAGAGGUAGGAAGAGGACUAAUUAUGUGCUUUCCACACCCAAGUCUCCUGCACUGUUUCCUAUGGCACCUCCUGCUUGGGGAAACUGGAACUGGAAUAGCUGUGAAAAUUCUCUGCAAAGCAUUAAUUUCCAUGCAUGGUGCUGUAGAAGUGCUUGAUGUGAUGCCUGUUAAUGUUUGUACAUAUAUAUAUAUAUAUAUAUAUAAAUAAAUAAAUACAUAUAUAUCGAUAAAUAAAGUUCUUGUG
Molecule: messenger RNA, 2479 nt
Organism: Chelonia mydas (Green sea turtle)
Lineage: Eukaryota; Metazoa; Chordata; Testudines; Cheloniidae
Gene: AICDA
Product: activation induced cytidine deaminase
Exons: 5
Coding region: 1-603 (200 amino acids)
Biological process (GO): defense response to virus; negative regulation of single stranded viral RNA replication via double stranded DNA intermediate; cytidine to uridine editing
Cellular component (GO): cytoplasm; nucleus; P-body
Molecular function (GO): zinc ion binding; cytidine deaminase activity; RNA binding
Source: RefSeq, a predicted model, not a curated record